UUCGAAAGGAUAGGGAGAAAACAAAGGAUGAGUAUAUAAGCCCAAAAAGGAGUCUGAUUUUAUUAUUUAUCAUGAUAUGGAAUUUAAUAUGAUAUAUUAUUCAGAAUCAUUCUUCAUUUUAAUGGAUUCUAAAAAAUCUGUGAAACUCUGUAACAAAAGAAAAACAGACCCUUGUAUCUUCUAGCCCAAAAUUAACCUUCCACCACUCUCCAUUUGAAAGUUCCUCGGUACAAUAUUUGACAAUCUCACAAAGAUGAAACUUCAGUUAAUUGUACUGAUCUCAUCUUUUACGAUAUCGAUCUACGAUGUUGGUAACUUCUUUUGACCUGUCCUUUCUGCAGAUCUGAUGAGUCAUAUUUUUCCAUAGCGAAUCGACGGGCUUGGCAAAUAGUUGUUAAUAUUCUUAGCAUCAUCAAUCGCAAAUUAAUUAGGAAGAAAAAAUGGAUGAACACGGAGGAGGAAGCAAGGUGACAGGUAUUAGGCAAAUUGUGAGACUCAAAGAGUUGCUUCAUAAAUGGCAAAAUGUCACACUUAGUCCUAAAGGUACUAAUUGCCAUCCUCUUCAAUCAUCCAAUAUUGAUAAUAGUAAUGGCAAUUUCCAUAGAGGUAUAUCACCUGCUAUUACUAAGAGGCUAAAGAGCUCCAAUGUGUGUUGUGAUUCGGACGACGAGAGUUGCCAUAGUCCAGAGCCACCCCAUGGUGUCCCUAAAGGUUAUUUAGGAGUUUACGUUGGACCGGAGCUUCGUAGGUUUAUAAUUCCUACAAGCUACCUUAGUGAUCCCUUGUUCAAAGUGUUGUUGGAAAAAGUUGAAGAAGAAUUUGGAUUUGAUCAUACUGGUGGACUCACUAUCCCUUGUGAGAUUGAGACCUUCAAGUACCUAUUGCAAUGCAUGGAGAAUCAUCAAAGAGAUCAUGGUGCUAAUCCUCAACAUGAUUCUUCUGGAUCUUCAUUGGUGAUUGAAGGGUGAUUGACUACAAUGGUCUUAGUGAUGGUUGAAUCUUUAGGGAUGUUCUUAAAAAGAAAAAAAAAUCCUUAAUUAUUCUGGUGUUAACCUAAGAUGAUCUCCAUGUAAUGUAGAUUUCACAUUUCUUUUUUUUUUCUCUUUUAAUUCUACCUUUGUAUUCAAAGUUAGAGGUAACAAGGUUAGAUAUUUUUAACAAGGUUCAUUGGCAAGAGAAACAACAGAAACCUUUGACCAUUUGUUGGAAAUAACCUACAAUAUUUUAGUGGUUAUUGACCCUUGCACUUUUAGGCAAGUCUAUUUUACUA
Molecule: messenger RNA, 1270 nt
Organism: Solanum dulcamara
Lineage: Eukaryota; Viridiplantae; Streptophyta; Magnoliopsida; Solanales; Solanaceae
Exons: 3
Coding region: 441-968 (175 amino acids)
Biological process (GO): response to auxin
Source: RefSeq, a predicted model, not a curated record